Molecule: messenger RNA, 1848 nt
Organism: Metschnikowia bicuspidata var. bicuspidata NRRL YB-4993
Lineage: Eukaryota; Fungi; Ascomycota; Pichiomycetes; Serinales; Metschnikowiaceae
Gene: DED1
Product: DEAD-box ATP-dependent RNA helicase
Exons: 1
Coding region: 1-1848 (615 amino acids)
Cellular component (GO): nucleus
Molecular function (GO): RNA binding; ATP binding; RNA helicase activity
Source: RefSeq, a predicted model, not a curated record
AUGACUGAUUUAUCUCAGCAAAUGAACAACCUCUCUGUGAACGGGGGCGACGCCGGCGGCUCGCAGAAAUCGCAGUAUGUGCCACCACACCUCCGGAGCAGAGGAGGCGGCCAGAACCGCCGCCAGAACUCUGGUUUUGGGAGCAACGGCGGCGGCUUCUCGGACCGCGGCGACAGGGGCUUUUCCGGCCGCGGCCGCGGCUCUUCCGGCGGAUUUGGCGGCGGCAGAGGCGGCGGUUUCGCCAGCAGCGGCCCCCGUGCCGGAGUCGGCUGCUGGGCCGACGGCAAGCACGUGCCUGGCCAUGUCAACGAGAAGAUGGAGCUCGACUUGUUUGGCGUUGCCGAGGACCCCACGUUCCAGUCGUCCGGAAUCAACUUUGACAACUACGACGACAUCCCCGUGGAGGCCACUGGAGACGACGUCCCCGAGCCUAUCACCAGCUUCACCACCCCUCCUUUGGACACGUUGUUGGUGGAGAACAUCGUCAAGUCGCGCUUCACCAAGCCCACGCCCGUGCAGAAGUACUCCGUGCCCAUUGUGGCCAACGGCAGAGACUUGAUGGCGUGUGCGCAAACCGGUUCCGGAAAGACGGGUGGUUUCUUGUUCCCCGUCUUGUCCGAGUGCUACAUGAACGGCCCUGCGCCCAAGCCCGAGGGAAACAGCUUCUCGUACAGCACCGUGUACCCCACGGUGUUGAUCAUGGCACCCACCAGAGAGUUGGUGUCGCAGAUCUUCGAGGAGGCCAAGAAGUUCUGCUACAGAUCCUGGGUGCGCCCCGCCGUGGCCUACGGUGGUGUGGACAUUGGCCAGCAGAUGAGAACCUUGCAAAGAGGCUGCGACUUGUUGGUGGCGGCGCCCGGCCGGUUGACUGACUUGUUGGACAGAGGCCGGAUCUCGUUGGCCAACGUCAAGUACUUGGUGUUGGACGAGGCCGACAGAAUGUUGGACAUGGGUUUCGAGCCUCAAAUCAGACACAUCGUGCAGGGCUGUGACAUGCCCGACGUGCAGGACAGACAGACGCUCAUGUUCUCGGCCACCUUCCCCAGAAACAUCCAGAUGUUGGCCAGGGACUUCUUGAAGGAGUACAUUUUCUUGUCGGUCGGCAGAGUCGGCUCCACUUCUGCCAACAUCACGCAGAAGGUGUUGUUGGUGGAGGGCCACGAGAAGAACUCCGUCAUCUUGGACUUGUUGAGCGCGGCCGAGACCAGCUUGACCAUUGUGUUCACCGAGACCAAGAGAAUGGCCGACUACUUGGCCGACUACUUGUACGACCAAGGCUUCCCCGCCACCGCCAUCCACGGCAACAGAACCCAGUACGAGAGAGAAAAGGCGCUUGCCGCUUUCAAGUCUGGUGCCGCCCCAAUCUUGGUGGCCACUGCCGUUGCAGCCAGAGGCUUGGACAUUCCAAACGUCCUGCACGUGAUCAACUACGACUUGCCCAACGACAUUGAUGACUACGUCCACAGAAUCGGUCGUACGGGCCGUGCUGGUAAUGUUGGUAUCGCCACAUCUUUCUUCAACAGAGACAACAAGAACAUUGCCAAGGACAUGAUCUCGUUGUUGACCGAGGCCAAGCAGGAAGUCCCUGAGUUCUUGAUCAAGAUCAGCAGAGAGUCCGGCUUUGGUGGCGGUGGCCGCGGCGGCCGCGGCGGCCGUGGCGUCAUGAGUGGCGGCAGCCGCGGCAUGGGCGGCGGCGCCAACCGAGACGCCAGAAGAUCCGGUUUCGGCGGCUCCUCUGCCAGCUCUUGGGGCUCCAGCUCUAGCAACAACUGGGGUUCUGCCGACACCGGCGCCAGCUCCAGAACCGGCGGUUACGGCAACCUGAACCAAAGCACAUCUUGGUGGUAA